AUGAGCUGUUCAAAGGAUUUCAAGGAUGAGAUUCUAAAAGUGCGCAGAGAGGUGCAGCUGUCCUGUGAUUCAAAGCUGUUGCUGCGACGAUUAAAAGAAACGCACCGUUGCCUGAAUGAGACCACAACGGAUUCAAAUUACAAGCUAUACGUGGCCCAUUUGGUGAAGGAACUGGUGGAUUGGAUCACGAUGAAGCAGGACCGUGACUUCGCAACGGUUGAAGGGCAGGCUUGUUUCGAUAUGCUAGAGAACUUUGUAAGCAUCUGCCAUCAGGCGCAGGCAUCGAUACGAAGCUUCAUAGUAUCACGGUUGUACAAUGGAAUCGUAACGCUGAAUGAAAAGAGCGACAGCAAUCGAACGAAACUUCGCGUAUGUCAGCUAAUGUGCGGCUUUACCAUCGAAGAUGAACAGGCCGAUUUGUUUGGACGGAUAAAGCGAGUCGUCCUGAAAAUGGUCAAGGCAUCAAACGAUGUUGCGGAAGAUAGCGCCGAUUUAGUGAUAAACAUGCAACGUAAGCUGCUUGAGCAUGCGUCCAUCAGUAGUCGAAACUCGGACGGGAUUCGUCAGGCAGCGCUAACCCUUUUUCGAGAAGUAUUUGACGGUAAUAUAGCUAUCCUGUAUCGAUCAUUCACCGUGAAUCGCACAAAAGCUCGCUUGCUCUACGAUACGAUAAUGCACACGAUGGUGACAAUUGUGAAGCCUGACGAGAAGGAACUUAUCAGCUUGCUGCAUGAGAGCGUCGGGUACGUCGAGACCAUUCUCGCUUACUCCAGUGAACACGCGGAGUACCAACGGUUUGCGGAUUUUUUUAAAAUCUACAAAGGCAUUUCCAGCGAACCUUAUGCCAGCUGCUAUCUUAUGGUGCAGGGUAUGCUACAGCUCAUCAAAACAGACCGCCCGCCCGCUUUAUUGAUAGAAUCCAUCGCAGAUCGAAUUCGAACCGUUCACGCCGGUUUUCCAUCCCACGCAUUGGUAGUAAAAGUAGCAAUUUUUCUCACUUGUCAAGGCAAUCUGUACUUCUACAGCCUACCUCAGGAGGUGAUGUUGGGUGUGUCACGGCAGUCAAUCGAUUUCUUCGAAGCUUUAAUGUUGUUUGUACGCCACUGCCCAGCCGAAACCGUCCCAGAACUAUGCCGAAAGUGCACGAGUUCGCGACGUCACCUGGCCGACAAGCUCCUGAGUGUGCUGAUGAAUUUGAGCAUCUCACAGGCAAGGAAUGUGGCCGAACACCGAUCGAGUAUGGACGAUCCCCUACAAAAGCUUUCGUUCUCCGUUAGCAAGGGAUGUGAGCUGAUCAAGCGCAAGCUUGCUCUGCUGGAGGAACUUGGCUGCGAGCGAAAGCAAUCACUGCUCGAAUGCUCGAUGCGGUACGGUAUCUCAUGGGUCAAGUACAUAGUGACCAUUUUGCGUGAUCAGCCACGAGACUCGGAAAGUGUGAGUGAAAUCGUCGAAAUUCUAAAGGUACUGGUUACCGUGCAAAAUCGCUAUCGGUUCGAGUUCCUGUCCGAUUUGUACAUCGUGCGAUUACUGGAGAAUACCUACAUUGAAAGAUCCACCAGCGUUGAAGGUUCCGACCUAUCCAGUAGGCCAUGCUGGGCAAAUUUAAGCGUGCUUCAGUUGAAACUGUUGCUUACCAUUCGGGAACAGUCUUCCGUGAUCCCGAGUGAAGAACAGAGCUCUUCGAUUAGCUCGAUCGUACGAGCGAUCAUGUGCUGCCAAAUGAACACUUCCGAAGAUGAUCCAAUACGAUCACUGACGAUUGUACAGCUGUACGAUCAUCCUUCCUUCGAUCGGCACGGGUUUGCAUUCGAUUGCGCGCCCAGCCGAGAUGAGAAAUUUGUGAUUCUCGCGGAGGAGAUGAACUUGGUGGCAAAAUAUAAAACGCCAACGUCACUCCCCAUGUGGGAGUACUUCCUCGAGCUGACCAAGUUGGGUAGUGUACGGAUGAACUGCUUGACAUUCGGAAUGGCUUUACACGGCUUCAACGAACAAGAAGUCACCAAAUUACCCCAGUCGCUACUAGACGAGGUAUGUGCUGCCUUGGAAGAGUAUAAGCCAACAAAUGUGUUGGAACGGAUCAAGCGUUCGGCAUCGCUUGCGAUGGCCAGCUACCAGACCUACAGCUCUUUCAGUAGGGCAUCGCUGAAGCGAAUGCGCGACGUUCCGUUCAAGGUUGAGCACUUUCGCAACGAUCAAAUCGAGCAGAUGCUACAGGAGAAUCAACUCGACCGUGAAACGGAACAGUAUGAGCGCAUGGAGGCGAUCCGACGACAUUAUGCGGACAUGCUGGACGAACUGACGAAGGAUGGCUUCCGCUCGCUAUGGGUGUUGCCCUCAAUCGUGCAGAUUUCGAGCAUACUGGACAACACGGCACGAUUGUAUCAGUUGAACUAUCAUCCGCAUCGGGCUGUAGAGUUGCAGCUCCUGAAUCUCUUGCUCGUUAGCCAGCGACGAGACAAACGUCCACUAGAUCAGUGCGCAGCGUUGGCAUUCCUGCUUGAGCAGCACCGAUUGACAGCGGUGCUGAUGAAGCAGCAUUUCUCUACAAGCAGUACCCAGAAAAGGCCACCGCAUGCCGGUGGAACUCUCGAAUCGUUACAUGACCUGGCCAAGCGUGCCACGGACUUACUGCAUACGUACGGUGGUGCCAACUACCGCGACGAUGUGCUGGAUAAUCGAAAGUUUCAGUUUCUGAAUCUAUACCUCGGUCUUGCAGUGUAUGAAGCCUCCGAGAGUGGGCUUACGCAAGCGCUAAACCUUAUACAGCAAGCUCGCGGAAAUCUGGCUACAUGCCCGAUCGACGAAACCAUCGGCCAGCUGAUCCGUGGUCGUAUGGCACAGAUCAUAUUUCGGCUGGUGAUUGAAUACGGACUAUGUUGGCCCGAUGCUGUGCCGCCGAUUACCUUCCUAAAGCUAAUGCUGGCUAAGUUUAACGAACUGCAACAAUUAACCUCGGAACAUACAUUCUCGAUGUCGCUGGCCACAGUAGAGAUGACGAUUCAGGUGCUGCAGUAUCAACUCAUGCGUUACGACAUUGGGUCGCAGUUCGAGCCACAAGUGGAACAACUGCUGAAGUUCGUCUUCCGCAGAGGGUUAGGUUUGCGCGUGAUGCAACUUCUUCUGCUGUACGGGCAGAUGUGUGCCGACAUGGAAAAACUGGACCGCUGUGAGUGUACCCUUCGGUAUCUGGAUCGUUUGUUGAUGCUGUCUCCGAAUCCGCUGGAUCACGGCAAGGAAAACAGGCAAAUUACGGAUGAUGCGUUACAGAAGAACAAGCAUAAGACGGUACCAAUCGCUCCCGUUAAAAGUUUACCGUCAGCGGGAGUUCACGGUGGCAUGGAAAAUCUGGUCGAUGAUGAGCGAAAAGCGGUAUCAAAAGCGAAUGAUCAUUUUGCAGUGUCUAAUAUUGACCGGCCCGCUGCUGUGUUGCAUGAAGAUUCGGUGAAGGCCGCUAUGGAGCAGUAUCUGAUGUUCCGGCAUGCUGUUGGUUGCGGUUGUCGUUAUUGCCGCUAUCCGCAGUACAAAUCGAUGGCAUUCCAAACAGCAGCGUUCGCAGUACGGUUUUAUGCCCUCCAGCAACAGAAACCGUCGGCGUUGAUCGAACAUCACUACCAAUUGAUUGUCGAGCACUGGCGAUCGCAAAUGCAUCCCAUUUUGGAGCGUUUUGCCACUACCUCCACAAUGGAUGUUCCUCUUUGGUGCGGUCCCGGGUAUCGAAGAGAUCUGCUGAUGAUUGUGAUACGCAUACUUCUGCAACGUGGGCAAUACUUGGUCAAGCAGAAGCAUUUCGCCGCGGCUCUAAAGGUUUACCAGGGAGCAGCGGAACUCACCAAAUGUAAAACGGUCGACAUAUUUUGCGUCGAUUUGGCGCUAGUCGAAGACGUCCAUUUUAAUAUGACGUCGGUAAGGAUGUUGCUGGACCAAGCGAGCAGAGGCUACCUGUUGCGUCACAAGCGCAGUCGAUCGGAGAUCAAUUCGCGUUUCAAUGAAUUCCUUGCCAAUCGGAAAGUUUCCACGCCUCCACCGUCUUCCGGGAUGAACGAUAUGGCUUCACUAAGUACGGGCAUGAAUAAACUGAACUUGAAAACUCCAAAGGUGGAUGGGUCAUCUGCGCACGCGAGCCGCAUCCGUGUACCGCCUAAAACGGUCGGUCGGUCGUAUGAAUUACUGCACCAGGCAGCAUCUCGUCGUUAUCAAAUGAAGGCCACCAGCGCAGAAAUGGCCGUAUCCGACCUAACCGUCACAAACCGCCCGCAAUUUGCUUCGGCCCGUAAACCGAAAACAGUGAACAUUUUUAUCGAUUCGCCUCCAGAACAAUCGAAAAAAUUGCCUGUGGCUCCAGCAACGGUUGGCAAACGUAUUCAACCUACAUUCUCGUCAUCAGAGACCAGCGUGAAUCCAAAGACUAGAAAACCGGAUAACGGCGUGGUAGAUUUAAGGGAAGCUUAUACCAGUGGCGAGUUUAAAAACGCUUCAUUAGAGUUGGCUAACUCGACCAAAGUAAAAUCACGUAGACGUCAGGAGAAGGAUGCGCACACUCACCAGGAAUCAGAUAAGGAAAGCGGUGCCAAUACGUAUGCUGCGGAAUUGAUUAAGCAUAAGUCGCCCUACCAAAAGGCAAAUACUCAGGAAAUCCAUAUCGGGAAAGAUGGCCGUAAAGUGCGCCGUCUUAUGGUGGACGAUUUUCCCAGUCUUGGCGAACCUAAGGCCAGUGACACGCAAGCGUCCGUCAAGACACCUCAGCCACAGAAACGAAAAAUCAUCCCCACAACGUCUGCGGUUGGUUGCGCCAGUCCGGCAUUGGAUAGAUCUUUCCGGGAUGCGCUCGUGCUGGGUGAACCGGAACACAAAACCGACACCAGCUUGAUCGUAUUGGACGACUCCGAAAGCAACGAGCAGCAGUCGGAAGAAGCGAUAGAGACGAGUUUUGAGAACAGCCAUGCCGUGUCGGUAGAUAAGAAGCUCGGUCUGUCGUUAAAGUCCUACUCGGAAAGGAAGCGUCUCCUUGGCAGCGGAACCCUGUCGUCAUCCGCUGCAAGAAAGGGAAUAGCGAAGCGCAUGUCUCCCUUUGUGGUAUCGAAAACAAAACUAUGUUUUGACGAACCCAGCCCUGAGCAAAAAAGCGUGGAUACGUCGGAAAGAAGUGUGUCCAAUUUGGCCAAGAAAAUACCCAGUAAAUCCAGUCUCUCACUCACAAAACAAAAUACUAGGCGAAAGACAAAGAAAAGUGUUGAAAGUCCAAAGGAGAGCAACGCAAUUUUGCCAUUGGAAACGAUGGAAACACAUGUGGAUAAUAUUGCUACCCGAACAAGGCUACGUAGGAAGCGUUUGUAA
Messenger RNA from Anopheles nili, 5334 nucleotides. RefSeq lists its product as uncharacterized. The record is from RefSeq and is a predicted model, not a curated record. The transcript is spliced from 3 exons. Bases 1 to 5334 code for a protein of 1777 amino acids. Lineage: Eukaryota; Metazoa; Arthropoda; Insecta; Diptera; Culicidae.